AUGCAACAGGGGAUGGAGCAGGCGCAGCAAGGGGCAGAGAACCAGCAGCAGCCUAAACAGGAGACGGCGAGCAAUCCGGCGAAGCUGCAGGCGGGGGUGGAGCCACUCCAGGAUGGGUUGGAUAAGCUGAAUAAGGUGGCGGCCUUGCUGCAGGACGGUGUAGUGAUGGAGAUACAGGGGAAUGAGGUGAUCCUGAUGGAGGGAGUGAGGAAGGUGCACGCGGGGUUAGACAAGUUGCGAGAGGCACUCAACCUGCUGAAGAGCGGCUCGUCGACGAUUCUGGACGGCACGGAGACGGAUAUCCUCCCGACGGUGAAGAAGCGGGCGGAUGUGGUGUUGGAAGGGAUGACGGGACUGGAGGGCGCAGUGGGCGCGCUGGUUGACGCGGCGAUGAUGGUGGAAGACGGGAUAGUAAGCGACGCACGGGCCGGAGCAUCUGCAACACGGGGCGGAGCAGCCGUAGCACGGGGUGGAGCAGCUGCAGCAGGGGGCACAACAGGCGCAGCAGGGGGCGGAGCAGGUGCAACAGGGGGUGGAGCCGGCGCAGCAGGGGACGGAGCAGGCGUAGUAAGGGGCGGAGAGCCAGCAUCAGCCUCAACAGGAGACGGCAAACGAUCUGGCAAAGCUGCAGGCGGGGGUGGCGUAAGUCCAAGAGGGGGCGGAUAA
Messenger RNA from Closterium sp. Yama58-4, 666 nucleotides. Lineage: Eukaryota; Viridiplantae; Streptophyta; Zygnematophyceae; Desmidiales; Closteriaceae. The record is from the annotation of a GenBank genome assembly.